Molecule: messenger RNA, 3559 nt
Organism: Arvicanthis niloticus (Nile rat)
Lineage: Eukaryota; Metazoa; Chordata; Mammalia; Rodentia; Muridae
Gene: Pcsk9
Product: proprotein convertase subtilisin/kexin type 9
Biological process (GO): proteolysis
Molecular function (GO): serine-type endopeptidase activity
Source: RefSeq, a predicted model, not a curated record
GGAGUGGGGGGUAAGAGAGGGGAAUGUAGCAGGUCCGGUUUGCAGCCCAAUUAGGAUUUGGGGUUUCGUCCUCUCUCUGAGCGUCAUUUGACGCUGUCUGGGGAGGGCGAGGCCGAAACCCGAUCCUUUAGUACCCGGGCCCCGUUAAUGUUUAAUCAGAGAGGAUCUUCCGAUGGGGCUGGGGUGGCGUGAUCUCCCGGCCCCCAGGCGUCCAGCACCUACACCCUAAAAGGCUUCCAACUUUCACGUGGACGCGCGGGCUGCCGGUGGCUCCCGUUCUUUCUCUUUCUGAGACCGGAGAACUGAGCCAGUGCUUGGCUCCCCAGGGACACCACAGCCCGCUGUCCCGGAGCCGGGUGCCUCGAGACCCACGCGUCCAGGUUCUUCCCGCGGCCGCGCGCACCUCUCCUCGCCCCGAUGGGCACCCACUGCUCUGCAUGGCCUCUGUCGGCGCCGCUGCUGCUGCUGCUGCUGCUGCUACUGUGCCCUACGGGCGCCGGUGCCCAGGACGAGGACGGAGACUACGAAGAGCUGAUGCUAGCCCUCCCGUCCCAGGAGGAUGACCUGGCUGAUGAGGCCGCACACGUGGCCACUGCCUUCUUCCGCCGUUGCUCCAAGGAGGCCUGGAGGCUGCCAGGAACCUAUGUGGUGGUGCUGAUGGAGGAGACCGAGCGGCUGCAGAUUGAACAAGCUGCCCAUCGCCUGCAGACCCGGGCUGCCCGCCGGGGCUAUGUCAUCAAGGUUCUGCAUAUCUUUUAUGACCUCUUCCCUGGCUUUUUGGUGAAGAUGAGCAGUGACCUGUUGGGCCUGGCCCUGAAGUUGCCCCAUGUGGAGUACAUCGAAGAAGACUCAUUUGUCUUCGCUCAGAGCAUCCCAUGGAAUCUGGAGCGGAUUAUCCCGGCAUGGCAGCAGACAGAGGAAGACAGCUCUCCUGCUGGAAGUAGCCAGGUGGAGGUGUAUCUCUUAGAUACCAGCAUCCAGAGUGGCCAUCGGGAGAUUGAGGGCAGGGUCACCAUCACUGACUUCAACAGUGUGCCUGAGGAGGAUGGGACACGCUUCCACAGACAGGCGAGCAAGUGUGACAGUCAUGGCACCCACCUGGCUGGUGUGGUCAGUGGCCGGGAUGCUGGUGUGGCCAAGGGCACCAGCUUGCACAGUCUGCGUGUGCUCAACUGUCAAGGGAAGGGCACGGUCAGCGGCACCCUCAUAGGCCUGGAGUUUAUUCGGAAGAGCCAGCUAAUCCAGGCUUCGGGGCCACUAGUGGUGCUGCUGCCCCUGGCGGGUGGGUAUAGCCGGAUCCUCAACACUGCCUGCCAACACCUGGCAAGGACAGGGGUAGUGCUGGUUGCAGCAGCCGGGAACUUCCGGGACGAUGCCUGUCUUUACUCCCCAGCUUCUGCUCCAGAGGUCAUCACAGUUGGGGCCACGGAUGCCCAGGACCAGCCAGUCACCCUGGGGACUUUGGGGACCAACUUUGGACGCUGUGUGGAUCUCUUUGCCCCUGGGAAGGACAUUAUCGGGGCCUCCAGUGACUGCAGCACAUGCUUCAUGUCACAGAGUGGGACAUCACAGGCUGCUGCCCACGUGGCUGGCAUUGUGGCUAUGAUGCUGACUCGGGAGCCGGCACUUACUCUGGCUGAGCUGCGGCAGAGGCUGAUCCACUUCUCUACCAAAGGCAUCAUCAACAUGGCCUGGUUCCCUGAGGACCAGCAGGUGCUGACCCCCAACCUGGUGGCCACACUGCCCCCCAGCACCCAUGAGACAGGCGGGCAGCUGCUCUGCAGGACAGUGUGGUCGGCACACUCGGGGCCCACUCGGACAGCUACAGCCACAGCCCGAUGUGCCCCAGAGGAGAAGUUGCUGAGCUGCUCCAGCUUUUCCAGGAGCGGGAGGCGACGGGGUGAUCGGAUUGAGACCAUAGGGGGCCAGCAGGUCUGCAAAGCCCUUAAUGCAUUUGGGGGUGAGGGUGUCUACGCUGUCGCUAGGUGCUGCCUGCUUCCCCAUGCCAACUGCAGCAUCCACAACACCCCUGCAGUCGGAGCUGGCUUGGAGACCCAUGUCCACUGCCACCAGAAGGACCAUGUUCUCACAGGCUGCAGCUUACACUGGGAAGUGGAAGACCUUAGUGUCCAGCGGCAGCCUGCGCUGAGGUCCAGACGGCAGCCUGGCCAGUGCGUUGGCCACCUGGCGGCCAGUGUCUAUGCUUCCUGCUGCCAUGCCCCAGGUCUGGAAUGCAAAAUCAAGGAGCAUGGCGUCUCAGGUCCUGCAGAACAGGUCACUGUGGCCUGUGAGGCAGGAUGGACCCUGACUGGAUGCAAUGUGCUCCCUGGGGCAUCCCUCACUCUGGGGGCCUACAGUGUGGACAACCUCUGUGUGGCAAGACUCCAUGACACUGACAGAGCAGACAGGACCAGUGAAGAAGCCACGGUAGCUGCUGCCAUUUGCUGCCGGAGCCGGCCUUCAGCAAAGGCCUCCUGGGUUCAGUGACAGCCUCAGGCAGGGAUGGCACCUGAGGCUGGGUGCACAUCUACCUGCUUGGCUCUCUUGUAUCUAGCCAAAGGUGGGGAGAUUCUGCCUGGGAGAACUUGGGUGUUUCACCCUGGGUACCCAUUCCUGGUGUAUGUGUGGGGAAGCACCUUCAUGGUCAGGGGGCCAGUGCUUGGCAUUCUACCAUCAGAGACAAGCUCUAGUUAAGCUCUAGUUGGCUCUGGCCAGCUGCUCCCGUGUAGCAGAACCUGAGGGCACCGGCUGCAAGGCUAGCGUUCGGUCCUCAGGCCUCCAGGGUGUAUUUGUCCUGCAGGAAGAUAAUGAUGGACAGAGACCCUUGGAGGGUCAAAGACUAAGUUCCAAACUGGGAAAGUUGGUCUGAAAGCUGCUGGGCCCACUCACAGCCUGCUCACACUGCAGACAACCAUUUUGGGCGCACUGCUUAAUUGCAGAUUAGUUCUGCACACCUCCAGGGGUGGAUCCAGCUGUUAAGGCCAUGCCUGUACCUUCCAGAUGUUCUCAUCUGCUGCACCGCAGGCGUUGGCCCUACUCAGAAUGACAUGGUAUGACCCCCCAGUCGACUCUCAGUUUGCACUGGAGAACCAUACAGGGCUUACCUCACCUUAAUCCCAUCCACUACCCUGUGCACUGACUGGCCUCACUUUAUGAAGGAAAAGACAGGAACAGAGGCGAUGUCAUACAGCCAGUGAUGUCAGGACACAAAUCCAGAGUGGCUGGCCCUGGAGCCAUGCCUCUUGGCAAUGCUAGGCCAGGCAUCCUUUUUUGAAGCAAACAAAAAAUGAGAGGACAGGCUAUGCCUCAGCAGCUUGUUCCUGGACCUAUGCUCCCGGAGCCCCAGUCCCACAGAUCAUGUGGAGACUGGAGGAGCGACAAAGGGCGACUGUACCAAGGCCACACAAGUUGACAAGAACAUCUCUAUCCUGACCUCUUCUGUCUUUUUAUAGUAAGCUUCCCCCACCUGCGUUGCUUUUGUAACUUCAUAUUUAUGCAGGGUUUUGUAGUUUUUAUUAUGUAGUAACUUUUCAGAAUAAAAGCAGCUGAUGUGACCGAC